GGGUGCGGCCCCGCGGGGCGCGCUCGGCCCCCGAAGUGCGGGCCUUUGUAAACGCGCCCUCCCCGCGCGCGGUUUGUUGCGGAGAGGCUUGCAGGGUCGGGAUGUUGGGGGUGCGCGCGGUCCAGGAGCAGAGGCGCCCGGAGCAGAGCGCGGCGGGCCCGUCUCCCGCACGCUUUGUGCUGGGGCUGGACGUGGGCAGUUCGGUGAUCCGCUGCCACGUCUAUGACCACGCGACGCUGAUUCGCGGCUCCAGCGUGCAGAAGAUAGAAAAUCUUUAUCCUCAAGCUGGCUGGGUUGAAAUUGAUCCCGAUGUUCUCUGGCUUCAGUUUGUAACUGUAAUAAAGGAAUCUGUUAAAGCUGCAGGAAUAGAGAUGAAUCAAAUUGUUGGUCUUGGCAUUUCAACACAGAGAGCAACUUUUAUUACGUGGAACAAGAAAACAGGAAAUCAUUUUCACAACUUCAUUAGUUGGCAAGACCUGAGAGCUGUUGAACUUAUAAAAUCUUGGAAUAAUUCCCUCAUAAUGAAGCUAUUCCAGAGUUCCUGCCGAGUGCUGCACUUUUUCACUAGAAGUAAACGAUUUUUAGCCGUCAGUUUGUUCAGUUUCACAAACCAGCAUGUUUCUUUGAGACUGGCCUGGAUUUUACAGAACCUGGUUGAGGUGCAAAAGGCAAUUGAAGAAGAUAAUUGCUGCUUUGGGACUAUUGAUACCUGGUUGUUACAUAAGCUCACAAAAGGUUCUGUAUUUGCCACGGAUUUUUCAAAUGCCAGCGCAACUGGACUAUUUGACCCUUUUAAGAUGCGUUGGAACCGGCUCCUUACUUCCAUGCUUUCGAUACCACUGUUUAUCCUGCCUCCAGUGAGGGAUACGAGCCACAAUUUUGGAUCAGUGGAUGAAGAGUUAUUUGGUGUGCCUAUACCAAUAGUGGCCUUGGUCGCCGAUCAGCAGUCAGCCAUGUUUGGAGAGUGCUGCUUCCACAUAGGAGACGUGAAACUAACCAUGGGAACUGGGACAUUUUUGGAUAUUAAUACUGGAAAUAGCCUUCAGCAUACUAUUGGAGGCUUUUAUCCACUAAUUGGGUGGAAGAUUGGCCAAGAAGUUGUAUGCUUAGCUGAAAGCAAUGCAGGAGACACUGGUACUAUCAUCAAAUGGGCUCAAGAAUUAGAUCUUUUCACAGAUGCUGCUGAGACUGAAAAAAUGGCCAAAAGUUUAGAAGAUUCUGAAGGAGUCUGUUUUGUUCCAUCUUUUAGUGGAUUGCAGGCUCCAUUAAAUGACCCCUGUGCAUGUGCCUCUUUUAUGGGUUUGAAGGCUUCCACCAAUAAAUACCAUCUCGUACGAGCAAUAUUGGAGUCAAUAGCUUUCAGAAACAAACAGUUAUAUGAGUUGAUGCAGAAAGAGAUCCAUAUCCCUGUGACAAAAGUCCGGGCAGAUGGAGGAGUUUGUAAGAACAAUUUUGUUAUGCAGAUGACUUCAGACCUGAUUAAUGUGAAUAUAGAGAGACCCAUCAACUUAGACAUGUCCUGCCUUGGUGCAGCUUUUCUAGCUGGCCUUGCUGUUGGGUUUUGGACUGACAAGGAGGAACUAAAGAAACUGAGGCAAAGUGAAGUGGUUUUCAAGCCACAAAAGAAAUGGCAAGAAUAUGAAAUGAGUAUGGAAAACUGGGUCAAAGCAGUGAAACGCUCCAUGAAUUGGUAUAACAAGAUGUAGCUCUAACUGGAACGACUGAAACCAUAUACGGCUAGUUGAUACGACACGCAGAUGAGACACAGCUCAGGGAUAAUAACCAAUACGACAAUGAGAAGAUUUCAGAUGAGCUCUGCAACCUGAGAGAAAAAACAUUGCUUUUUUGAAUACGAAACAAAACAAAAAAUCCCUCAUUUUAAAAUCUAAACCUUGGUAAGAUUGUAAGGCAACAGUACCUCAAAACUUUGUAUCUUCUGUUUUGUAGCAAAUUCCAAAGGACGUUCGCCAUUUCCAGCCAUAUUUUGACAGCUGUGGGUCUUCCUCCUUUUUAUACUCGGUCAGCGAUACAUACGAACGUAAUUGUUUACUAUCUGAGUUAAUAGUUCUGGGUCAAGCAUCAUUCAUGUUUUGUUCCAAAAUUAACAAGUGUUCCUUUAAUUCUUUAAAAUUAAAUGGGCUAUAUGAAGUUCACAUAGCUAGAAAGAAAGACUCACUGAGGAAAUGUGGAAUUUUGCAACAUUAAUAUUUUAUAUUUAAAGCCAUAAUUGUUCAAUACUAUAUCCAAAUAUGAGCUCGAUAUAGGCUCACAUAGGCUUAUUGUUAGUCAUUUCUUUCCUUUAUUGGGCUUAAAGACACUGCCUUAGUUUUUCCUUGUUUUCACUAAAAUCUGAGCAUUCUUUUUGUAUUGAAAAAAUAACUUUAGUGAAUGAAACUACAGAGGGUAAUGAUUCAUAAGGAAAAAGAAAAUAUUUUCUUUCUCAAAUAUUUGAAAGAAAAGGAUUUCUUUCAAAAACUUCUGGCUAGAGUGUAACAUCCCAUUUUUUACAAAAUGCGGGUAGUGGAUACAAAUCUUGCUUUGCUCUUCCUGUUCUUUAUCUUUGUUGUUGAAGUGCUUGCAUAAAUAUCUUUUGCUUUUAUUAAGUGCCUAAUUGACAGAGCUUAAUUUGAAGAAAGUGCCCUAAUUCAUUGGUGACAUAAGAAUUGUCUUCAUUGGGGUAUUUCACUUAUCCAGGUAUCUUUUACUUCCGUUCAAUCUAUUCAUUUCUGUGAGAUAGGAGCAGUGGGUAGCUGACAGAGGUAAUGGGAGUGUAUUCAUGCAAAUGAUUGCCCUACAGUUACUGGGCCAGAGCUCCACAGAGAGGAGCAGGGACAGUUCCACAUUCUCAGACUUUCUUGAUAGAAACAAAUGUAAAAGAAUCAAGAGUUGUGAGUAGCUUCAGGCCCCAUGUAAAACUGUCCUAUGGCAGUAGACUACCCUCCAGCUUGUUCUUAUGUUAUUUGCCCCUCCCUCCUCCACUUGGGCUAGGUUCCAUUUCAAUUUGUAGCAAUAAUGAAUUUAUUUCCCUCUUAGUUGGGCUUUUUUAUAUAAAGGCCUACUGUUACAGAGCUAGUUGUUAAGUGCUAAUGUAACUUCAAAAGUGACUGUUACAGGGAAUUUUGUUGUUGCCAUCAUAUAUGUCCAUUUCAGUGACAGAUAUGAUAGAACUAGGUGUCACACUGCAUUUCUACAAAUUGCAUUUCAGUGAACUUUGUCUUCUUGAAGUAUUAAAGUUUUUGAUAGAAUCAUAAUAGCCAAUAUAUAGUAUCAUUAACUCCAUUAAUUAAGAUUUGGAAAUAUUUUUGUGAAGUGGAGGUAUUUUGUUUACUGUAAAAAGUCAGAUUCCAUUAUGUAGAUAAUAUUCUUCUUUUUAUUCUUUUCAUUUUUCUUAUGGCCCUUUUACAAAGCUUAGUGACCAAUUAUAGGCCGUUUUAUCAAAAUCAGAUCACACGCAAGCUGCUCCAUUGUUUUACUGUUUCUUACAGAUUCUGCUUCUCAGUGGGUAUAAUUUCAUAGUAAAGAACUGUCUCUUUGUGUUAGGAUAUACUGAAUUGUAAUAUUAUUAAUACUUAAGAAUUUGUUAGCUCAUUUCUUUUUCAUAUUCUCUCUCAUCAUCAACCACAAAAUAAAGGAUAAAUACCUUUUAGAUAAUGUGAAAAAGUAAUUGUGAACAUGUCUCAUCGGAAUUGAGCAUCUCCUCAAAAAUCAGUGGCUAAUUUUUUCUUCUGUUAGUCUAGAAUUAAUCUUUUAUUUUUACUACAUCUGGCUGUUUUUUAGUGACACAAUUUAGUAGAUCUUUUGCCAUAUUUGACCUAAGUCAGAAACGUGACCACAUUUGCUUUUGUGGUUGUAGAAACAGUUGACAUUCAAAAUCAGUUGA
Molecule: messenger RNA, 3880 nt
Organism: Callorhinus ursinus (northern fur seal)
Lineage: Eukaryota; Metazoa; Chordata; Mammalia; Carnivora; Otariidae
Gene: GK5
Product: glycerol kinase 5
Biological process (GO): glycerol metabolic process; phosphorylation; glycerol-3-phosphate biosynthetic process
Cellular component (GO): mitochondrion
Molecular function (GO): kinase activity; phosphotransferase activity, alcohol group as acceptor
Source: RefSeq, a predicted model, not a curated record